CGGGUCGUGAUUUUUCCGCGUGGAGCGUCGCUGCGUUCGAAGAACACAAACGGAACAAUUCUCGCGAAACACUUUUGUCCGCCCGGUGGAAUCGCCUCCCCAAAAUAAAAAAAAGCGGCAGCAGGCAGCACGCGCGGGUGUUGUUCUAUUCCGGAAGGGGUAAUAGUUUUCCGACGGUUGGUCACACUGUGGUGCGUGUCGAGUGUAGGUUGGCCGCCGCGUGUCUGUACCGGUUCUGGGGCUAGCGAACCGGGGCAACACCCCGGAAAAAGUGGUGACGACGUUAGAGUGUAAGUCCCGGCAUGGUACCGGUUAGUGGUAGUGGCGUUCGCCAAGUGUCGUUGGCGGUUGUCGUUGUGGGUGGCGAACUGUGAAUAUUUCAAAAGGGCGCCCUAAUCGUGUCCUCGUUAAUGAUUCUCUUACCUCCGCAUGUUCAAAGCAAAACAGAAAUUGGUGCGGGUAUAGCAUUUAAUGAAUAGAGAUGUUUCCUUCGUUUUUCGCUGCUUGAAAAGCUGAGUUUUGUGGCCGGAAAGGUAUACUUGAGCGUGGCGAGAAGCUGGCAAACGCGCGAGCCACUGGAAACCCUUUCACUUCCAAUUGUAAUAUUAUGCGGAACGUGUAUAUGUGCUCGGUCCACUGUGAUAAUUUCCACUUCUGUUUGUAUGAAUAAGUGAAAUUAAAUAAAAAUGCAAAGUGUAUGCGAGUUUAUUUUAUCUGUAUCCACCAACGUGGUGGUUCCGUUCGUGGUUGUGCAAAAUUGAGAACGAACCGUACCCUUCCCGUUCUUGGGGAUCUGCUGGGGGUAACUUUUGCGCGAGCAAAAAUUUGCAAACAUUGUGAAACAAGUCUGAACCAUACUCGGGAGUGAAAUAAAGUUCCGCCCGCAAGGUAUUCCACGGAAUUGAGAGCAUGAUUGCUCGUACCGCUCUUAUUGCGAAAAAGAAGAAAUAAAGUGAACAGCAAAAAUGAAGAAAUCUAUUACUUAAGGUCAAUUUCCAAGAAGCUGGCAAAAAACAUAAUCGAACGCUUGCCCGAACCGAUUACCCAAGGAUUACUUCAAGGCGAGCAGAGAACGAAAAGGGCAUAAUUUUCCACGUCACGAAGUCUGUAUUACCGUAUGAGGGUAUGAUAGAUUGAGUUGCUGAUUAUGAUGUGAAUGUAAUGUUGGUGUCCGUGAGAAGUGGAGGGAAAAAUUGUGCGAAGAAUACGAAGCAAAAAGUUGAUUAUGGUGACGAUAAUGAUGGUGUUAUCGAUCUCUUCGCAGCCUUCCCGCUUGGCUGGACGCAGUGAGUGCCUCUGGGUUUCUUAAAAAGAGGCCGGUAAAGGGCGAAAGUUUUCCGCUUGCCCGAAUCGUGAAAUCAACCGCACCGGAAAGGACGCUGGCAGCUAAAUUGCGAAGAUUGUGGAAGAAUAAAUAUCGCUUUUGUGAGCUGCUGGGCUGACGGCUGAACGUGCAAAAGAUAAGUGACUGACGACCAGCAUUCGAGGAUAUUCGUGGUGGACACAAAGUGCCGGCCAGGUUCGGUGGUUUGGUCAUUUUUACUAUUCGUUACUCGUGGCGGUAAAACUUCCCGACAGGACCUGUGCCUGUGUAGGUGUGUACUCGUAACAUUGGAAUCCAUCUAUUGGCAAACGUCACGCAAACCGUUGUUGACCUGUUGUUGGCGAGAUUGUAGAAGACCGCAAAAAUUUGACCACAAUUUUAUGCCACGUUCCCAUCAACUUGCGGCUCCUCUUGCGGAUGAGUGAAGCAGAUAACACCGCCACUCUACUUUAAAGUGAUUCAUAAACAACACGCUGGAACCGGAAUUGGAACCGGUCGUCCUCGUCGCUGGGGAGACCAAGAAUGCCACACAUGUGACAACACCGUCAUAAUUUCAUCCCUGCUCCCCGUAACGCUCCCGCACGGUACGGUUGCGACAAACUUUUGGCCGAACCGCCUCUUUUUCGUUACCGCCCGCCAACGCCGCUCCCGUCCCCCCUUUCCACGAGUGGACGCAAAAAGCGUUGAAUUUAUGCAAGUUUGAAGUGAAAUUCGCGUUGUUGGGACAAGCGGUGAGUCGAAAAACGAUAAAACAACGGUUUUGGUGAGCCCAGAUGUGCGUGUGUGUGUGAGUUUGUGUAUUUGUCGUGUAAAGCUCUCGAAAAUAUGCACUCAUUGUAAAAUCAACAUCGAUUUAUAGUGGAGUGGAAAAAAAAGUAGCGGUUGUCGAGUGAUAGCAACUAGAGGAUUUUUUUUUGUGGUGAGCAUAGUUCAUUUCUCUUCUCGGAUGGACCAAUUUUAAAUUCUGGAACGGAUUUACAAAAUAAUUGAAGCGCGAAGCCCAUGUGUGCGCGGGGACUCUAUUUUUUCCGAUUCCAUUGUGUGAUAACAAGCAGUAGCGGUGGAUUGAGAGUGCACUAACGGGAAAAAUUAGAUUCGGUAGCUAAACUGUCCGGAGUGGUUUAUAUUUUUUUAUUAUCUCAACAGUUAUAGGAAACCGAGAACGAGAAUUUGUGAGCAAUCAGCAUUGCAUGGUACCGAAAUCGAUAUGUCCGAAUUAGUCACGUGCCAUUGUUAGGUCCGAUCCAAUCGAGCGGAUCGUGGGUGCUAAAAAACCCGUCGGAUCAGCAGAAGAAACAACCAAAAAAAGUGUGCUUUGUGAAGUCGCGGUUGGCUUCCAGAGUGUAAUGGCCGAUCCUCAUGUCGGGGACCGGUAAUGUUCCCCAACCAUCUCCACUCACUGUACAAUGCAGGCCCACGAUGGGCCAAUAAUCACUAACGACCACUACCACCAUCACCACCAACAGCAGAAUCAGAAUCGUCGACCCUUCCUGGCGGACAGGGAGUUAGUUGCGGAAGUAUCAACAGCGCCAGCAGCGGGUCUGUACCGGAGUCGUCGUACGUAUCGGGGAUUAUACCUCGCGCUAGCAAUAAUCGUUCUCGCAGGAUUAAUAGUUCCGGCAGGUGCCGGACCACGAUACAGCUCGCGGAUAGUGGAAACAAAAUCCGGUGCGAUACGGGGGGUAAUUUUGGAGCUGAACUCUAAGUACCUGGAACCGGUUGAGGUGUUCAAGGCAGUACCCUACGCAGCACCUCCAGUCGGGAGUCUGCGCUUUGAACCCCCAAAAAAGGUUGAUCCGUGGAAGGGGACCAAGCUAGCGGAUACAUUUGGACCGGUUUGUCCACAGAGCUUUCCCGACAUCAGUAAUCGAACGGUGGCGUUGCUCUCGAUGCCCAAAGGCCGCUAUCAGCAUCUGAGGCGGUUGCUCCCACUGUUGGCCAAUCAGAGCGAGGACUGCCUGACGCUGAAUAUCUACGUUCCCGGUAGUGGCAGCCGCGGUCUGGAGGCACCAUACUCAAUCUUCUUCUACAUCCACGGCGAGGGGUACGACUGGGGCUCCGGCAAUCCGUACGACGGUUCCGUGCUGGCCAGCUACGGGCACGUGAUCGUAGUUACAGUCAAUUUCCGCUUAGGAAUCCUCGGUUUUCUAAAAACUCGUGCCUCAUCAUCACCGGGUCCUGGUGGCAAUCUAGGUUUAAUGGAUAUCAUCAUCGCUCUUCAAUGGGUGCGUGACAAUAUCGCCUCUUUCGGCGGUGAUCCCAAACGAAUCACUUUGGUCGGCCACGACACCGGGGCGGCCCUAGCGAACAUGGUGCUGAUCUCAAAGGCUGGAAAAGGGUUAAUCAACAGAGCAAUUCUGCUAAGUGGAUCCGCGCUCAGCCCAUGGGCGCUGAUACCGGAUCCGGACUCCACCCGCCUCGAAGUUUCCCAACAGAUGGCUUGCCACUUGGUAGAACCGCCAGCAGGCAAAUCAGGCCGCAAGCCUUCCACCGAUGACAUCACUGAGUGUCUCCGCGAUAAACCUCUUGAGGCCCUAAUGGGUGUAAGACUGACCGCUGUGCGAUUCAUGCCCUCCUGGGGACCAUUCCUACCGUUGGAGGAUUCGCUCGAUCCGGAAUUCGCGAUGGAACACUCGGGAGAAGGGUUCAUAACGAGCGAACUAAUGCUAGGUAUGACGACCACCGAAAGUUAUAACGAUUUCAGUGCUUCUGACAUUCAGUAUGGCCUGGAGGAAGAACAGCGCAAUCGCCUCCUGCGAACGUACGUCCGGAAUGCUUUCAAUUUCCACCUGAACGAAAUCUUCUCCGCUGUGCGGAACGAAUACACGGAUUGGGACAAGCCAAUCCAGCAUCCAAUCAAUAUCAGGGAUUCUACGAUGGAGGCUCUCAGCGAUGGCCAUACGGCGGCACCCCUGAUAAAGGUGGCCUAUCUGCACGCCCGGAGGGGGGCCAAAACGUACAUGUUCCAUUUUGGAUACCAGAGCAAGGAGAGCGAAUACCCACAGAGGCUGGGAAGCGUUCGAGGCGAGGACUUACCCUACAUCCUGGGUCUGCCGCUGGUGCAGGGUGUGCCCUGGUUUCCACAGAACUACUCCCGGCAGGACAUGGGGGUGAACGAAGCGGUGCUUAACUUUGUUACCAACUUCUGCAAGACGGGUGAUCCGAACGAAGCCGGUCAUCAGGCCCCCCUGCUGCACCCGGACUACGGGACCGCCAAAGAACGUACUCGCUUCCGGGGGAUCAUGUGGGACACAUUUGAGACCACCACCCAGCAGUAUUUGAGCAUAUCAACCAAACCAAAGAUGCGUACUCACUACCGGGGUCACAAGAUGGCACUCUGGCUGAACCUGAUUCCGCAGCUGCACCGACCAGGGGACCCGGAGGUUUCGAUGCGACAUCACCACUUCCGGGAACGAGAGCCACAUUACUACGCUGGCUCCGUCCGGGCAGAAUCUUUCAGCCGACCGCGGAUGUAUAGCAACGGAAUCAUUAAUGAUGCCCAGGAAUCCCGACUGGAGUCAUUUGGAACCGAAUGCACACCGGAUCCGACCAUGGGUGAGGUACUGCACGAUGGAAACUCAGACGGUGGACUACUGAGUGAGGAAGAGGAGGCGGAACUUCUCGAAAAACUGGCCAACCGUCAUUAUUACAGUUACACCGCCGCACUGGGAGUAACGGUUGGCGUCGGAUGUCUGCUCCUGUUACUGAAUAUGCUCAUCUUUGCCGGAAUCUACUACCAACGUGAUCGCUCCCGGCGCCGGAAAUCGCAGCAGGGCAGCGGGGCCGGUUCCGGAAGUGGAUCUCACAACAACGGAAGCGCCAGUCCGGACGAGGCAGAUAUCCCACUGACGACAAUACCAUCGCCCUCGCCCAGCAAAACGAAACGAGUGCUGGAGCUACCGCCAAGCUAUGCAACGCUGCCGAAACGAAGCGCCGGCAGCAGCCAUCAGCAUCACCUUCACCAGCAGCAGCAGCAGCAGGGUGGGGUCGGUAUAAAAGAUACCAACCUGACGACAGCCACUCUGGGACGGUCCGGAAGCUUCUCACACAAACAACAGAAUCUCUCAUCCACGGCAGCCAUGUCUCAGCAGCAUACGGUGCUGACAAUAGCAUCCGGCGAGCAACCGCCGUGCCACCAUCACCAUCCGGGGUCCGGAGUGGCGGAAAAACUGCACCAUCAUCAUCAAACGCUACCGCGGGCUUCGAAGAGUGCCCCACUGCCACCAAUCCGAUCCUCGAGCAACGUUUCUCCGUCAUCUCCAGCAUCCCAGGCGGCGAACCCCGGAUCGCCUUCUUCGUCAACCUCAGCGGUGGCCUCCCAGACAGGACCUCCACUAACUUCCAUUCUUGUAAAUAGUAGCAACAAUCAUCACCACCAUCACCAUAACCAUCAGCAUCUGGGCGGAAAUAGUAGCGGCGGCGGUGGCAACAGCAACGUCAUCACGGUAGACUUGGUGAGUUCAACGAAUCCAAAGCAUACCGGCGGUGGCGGCGGCGGCGGAGGUGGAGCGGGUGGCUGUCCCGGCAGCUCCUAUAGUAGUAGCAAUUUUAUCGGUAGUGUUAGCAUAGGUAAUACUGGUAGUGGCAAUCAUCAUCACCACCACUCGCAUAACCGGGAGACGGGCAGCAGUGGGAAUCUCGCCGGACCGAUGGCCAAUUCGGCUCAAUCGGCGGGGAUGGAACGCGGGAACGCGGGCCCCGGUAGUAGUUCGACGCUAAAAAAGCGUGUUCAAAUACAAGAGGUGACGGUAUAGCACAGGUACAGCACAGCUGACGACGAACAGGAAGCUGUGUGAGGACAUAAAUGAAAUGCGUUCGAAGCUAGCAGGAAAGUCUACGGUUCGGAACUAGAAUUGAGUAGUGGCACUCGCGUGUUUGUCGGGAUUUCCAUAGUUGAAUUAGUUUAUCAGCAUUGUUGUUCCAAUUGGUUUGUAUUGUUAGAAAUAAUCGAUUCGAUUAGCUUCAGCAAAAAAUGAUUCUAAAAACAACAAGAUUCACACAUUAACUAGUGAGUGUAAAUUGUAACGUUCUGAAGAGGAGGUCUGAGGUAAGACAUUGUUGCCAUUACAGCUAUUUUUACAGAAUCACAAAAUUAUACAGAAGCCUAAAAAAAUAUGCAUAGCUAAAAUAAUUCAUGUCUUGAGCAUUAUUUUCUUCAGGUUUGGUUUUUCUUGAUAAUGCAACUCUAUUUUUUUUCUGUCAAUACCGGGAGUUAAAUUUUUAACGUUUAGUUCAAAAGUUUAUUAUGUUUCAAUGUGUCCAAGCGCUUGAGGGUAACACUCAUAUUACCUGCAUUCAGAUUCAUACUAACAGUUCGUUUCUGUGGACUGACAAUUCGGUGACCUCGGAGGAUGUCACUCUGAUGUUAGCUUAGCCUGUUCCCAAAUACCUUUCAUAUCCUCUCUCUUUAGUAUUUAAACUGUUCUCUGCGAUUGUGCGCUGAUUGGUUUGUGUUUUAAUUCAAAUUGAUAAAACAAAAUGAUGAUAAAACUUAACGGUUCAGUUCAAUCUAAAGGCAAGAUAUCGGUUCUAUUGAGGGAUACUUGUGUAAAAGUUUGUUUCUAUUUCGCAUUUACCUAAAAAAAACUCAGUAUUGCAAAAUGCAAAAUUGGGAGUAAUAGGGUUGGUUGAAGUCCGACAGAAUCCGAUCCGUUGUUACGAUACCAUUGAAGUGUCCCCCGGCAACUAUCCACAGCUGACUAUAGUCCUUGUGCUUCGUUGUUGUGCUUCGUUGAUGGAAAAAAUACAUUCUCUUCACGAAAACCUUACUGCAAACUAUAAAUGGCAGGCUAUAAAUUUGGUUAAAUUCAACGGUCUCCUAGUUUUCCGAUGUGACGAUGUGUCAAAAUUCAUUGUUUCUAUUUAGGUUUUCACUUGCAACAACUUCAAACUGAAUGAAGCGUAACAGAACUUUCGCCACUGGAAUAAGGUAUGAUUGCGAAGAAUCUUCUGUCAAAACAUUCUGGAACUGACCACUAGGACCGCUGCAGUAAAAUUAACAGCGAUACUGUUUUUUAAUUGAAGCCUUCAAAAUUUGAGUCAUUUAAUAUCUGGACGCAAAAAAACUGAUGCUUCUCGGAAUCAUGUUAAUGAAUUUAAAAUGUUGAGUACUCAAAAUUAAGGUUAUCAAUUGCACUUUAAAUAAUUUGAAUAGCUACCAAAAUUAUUCCGAUUUGAUUUUGAUGAAAUCUCAAACUUUCAUUAGAAUACCUCCAAUCAUAUUUUGGACGCUGUUGGCUAACCUGAGUGAUUAUUUUGUUCAACCAUUUCUUCAUCUCUGCCGCAUUCCGAGUCACUCAACUUCUGAUCUCACUCUUCUUCAGCUUCUGUUUACCAAUUGCUUCAUAGCUCUUGAUAGGGCGGAAUUGAGGACUGUUAGGUGGAUUGAUGUCCUCUUCGAAAAAAUCCUAUCCGUCGUCUGGAUAUCACUACAGUACUUAUUCGCUGUAGUGGCAGCUUGCCAAUUCAGGCUAAAAUUUUACAGGUUUUCCAGGCACUCCUGCUUGUACAUUUCAGAAUUCUUAGUCUUGUUUGUCACAAAAACUUUUUUUUUGUCCACAGCUGUAAAUACCUUGCCAGGUGAUAAGUUUUCUUACGAAUUUAUUCGUAAAACAAAUGUGAACUUGCUAUGGAUAUUACCUCGACCAGUGACUUUAUGGAACUUUUGACCGAGAAGCUGCCCAUAACUAAUCUUCACGUACGUUUCGUCGUCCAUGAGGGUGCAUCCUUCGUACUUCGUAAGAAUCUCAUUGUACAACUUACGGGUACGUUUUUGAACACUAGAAUCUGCUUCAGUGUCUGGUUGCUUACUAGACCGAAAUUCUUCUCGUAGACGAAUCCUUCUAACGGCGCAUUGGCUGGUAUUGAAUUUCUCGGCGGUAUCAUAACCCGAGAGCCCAGCGUCUAUCCUAAUCGUUCUAAACACCUUCAAAUGUAGCUUCCGAUCCUUAGUUCCUUAGUUCCAUUACAUUACGCUCUGUUUCUCCCGAUUGACAGCAUGCCUUUCAACGACUUCGCGAUUGACCACGUCGGAUUUACGAAAUGGGUGUUCAAAACUAAUUAUUGUUUCCCGCCUUCCUUCAAGUAUAUCAUCUUUGAAACAAAAUGUAUCGUGACGAGCUUUUCAGCACUAAAAGAGGACACAUUUCAAAACAAACUGCUGUCAAAAAAUUUCCAGAACCGACCACCUGAUAAUAAAUAACUCAAGCUUCAUUGAUACGAUUGUUGCAUGGUAAAGCGUACACAUGGCUUAGGACCGGGAUUUCAGUUUCCGUAUACGUUCAUAUAUCUUGAUUAUGCCAUCACUCUGGUAAGGAAUUGUUCCUUUCUCGAUAUUCGUAAUGUUUGAAUGAAAUAGUUUAGCUGCUGUUUUAUCAGGGUCCAAAAUAGGAGUUACGAUGAGAAGUCUCAUCUUUAUAUCAAAGAUGAUUUGUGUUGUCAUUAUAGUAUUCAAAGAGUUCCAAUUGCAUCAGGUGCUUUAUGCGUAGAUGGCUGGCUUAUGCGCCACUUCCGUAGAGGAGACCAAGCAGCGCGAUUGAAUCUUCCCAGCUUCCAAGAUCCAAUAGUUUCCUCCCAAAUACUCGGCUCAAGAAGCGACUGUGUCCAUGUACCAGAAAAACAAUGAGCCAACGUCUAAUGAUAAACCUUCCACAAGGGGGGAGAGUAUCAUCACCAGUUCAAUACAAUUGUUUCCCCACUGAAAAGGAAACACUACUUGCGACUUUAACUAUGAAAAAGGAAACUCACCUGUUUGCGCCAACUCGCAGUUUUCGGACUUCAACUACAUAAAACAACACAGUUUUUGAAAUAUGAUUUACAAACAUGAUCAUCGCACACAACACGUUAGUGUGUUUUUAUUAGUUGUGAGAAUCUAAAAGUAUUUCAAUUGAGUUUCAUCAACUGAUAGCUGGUAGCUAACGUUUUCCCAUAUUACUUCUUCUUCUUCUUCAAUGGCACUAACGUUCCUAGAGGAACUUCGCCGUCUCAACGUAGUAUCACUUGCGUCAUUUUUAUUAGUACUUAGUUGAGAUUUCUAUGCCAAAUAACACGCCUUGAAUGCAUUCUGAGUGGCAAGCUCUAGAAUACGCGUAAUCACAGUGCAAGUCGGAGGAAAUUUCUUUGACGAAAAAUUCCCCCGACCAGAACGGGAAUCGAACCCGAACACCCGGCAUGUUAGUUAUGACGCUAACCACUCGGCCACGGGAGCACUCCAUAUUACUAGUACACCCAAAAUUGAUUUUAGCUCAUGAGUUGUCAUCCCAAUUUAUGACAAUAAAUGAGACAUAACAUAACAGAAAAUGUCAUGACUCAGAAAUACUGGUAAGCAUUUGUAUAAUAUACAUGGCACAGCAAUAUAAGAUUAAUACGAGUGAGCGAAACAAAAGACAAGUAAGCUUUCCGCAUGCUUUGCCACAUACACGGCCCAGAUAGAUAUUGUUCUCCUUCAUGUGCUUCUUUUUUACUCUUAGAAAACACUUCCCAACUUCAUUUUAUAAUCAGGUGUAACAUUAUCACGUAUUUGCUGAAAAACUUCUUAGGCAUCAUUAGCCAUGUGGAUAACGUGGUCGUGUAAAUUAGCUUUGCAUUCCAGCCGGCCUAGGUUCGAUCUCCAUUGACGUCGUAUGGACUUUUUUUUUGGCACAAUCCCAAAUGAAAUGAGAAAAGAAAACAGAAAGAGAUGUCUGCACGCACACAUACAAACCAUUUUCAAGCUUUCAAAAUAGCUCAUUAUUAGCGCAUUUGACUCAACAGCACACUAAAUGGCAUCAUUUCUGCCAGAGAUGACAUGUUUUCUGCCAACGCUAGUUUGGGUGUAGUUGGUAAAGCGUUCGUACUUCGAGACUAUCCUCGAAACAAGUUGUUUUUAAUGAGUUGUCACCUUUUUUUUUUUUAAUAAAACGCAGGUUUCUGAGAUAUUGAGUUCAAAUUUAUUAUGGUUGUAGUUCAACUCUUACGGUGGGUUUAGACUAGUGAUAUAUUCAUGUGAAGAAAUAUGAUGAGUAUUAUAGAAAUCGCAUCAAUCGUUUACACCAGCACGAAUCCAACUUUAGUGAUUUUUCACCAGCGUUUACAUAUGCAUGAAUUUAUUCUAUUCAUAGUAGUUAUAUAUACCUCGAAGAAGUGUAUCAUAUAUAUUCUCACCUGUAUUUUUUCGAGUCAAUGAAUCCAUCUCCAGCUAUAGAUCUCCCUAAUGUAAACGUGCCAUUACAUUUUAAGAAUAAAAUUCGAUUUCGGUCAUAUGACCACCACGGGCCCGUUUACAGCGAUUGAUCCGUUGGAUCGAAUUUCGCAUUGGAUGUUGUCUCUGAGCUUAUUUAACAGAUCAUUAAAAUGUUUUAAGGGUUCACACGAAGACACACUAAGUGAUGAAUCAGCCAAAAGUGCUCAAAGUCACUAUUAUCCCUCUACCGCCCAAUUUUUUAUUUAUCUAAAAAAAACCUACUCCACUUUUACCUUGAAUUUCUGACUUUCAACAUAAAAUACUCCUAGCAGAAAGUUGCCAGCAUAAAAACAAUGUGUAUGUGUGAUAGAUGAAAAUAUUCUAAAGACGUUCUAGUGGGGGUGAACAUUGAAAAUAAUGUCUGAAUAAUGUGAAAAGAGAAUCCGCGAAGCCCGUCUAAAGGCGGGCUUGGGCUGUAGAGGGUUAUACAAAAAAAAACGUAGACACAACAGUGUCAAGUCGCUAAUGGAUGACCCUUUAUAAGCAAAACUGUUGACCAGCGCAACCAUAAGCAAUCGAACGGAACACUUAAUAAUCGAACAGCACACUGACGGGUGUUCAAUAAAAAGGAGAAUUCCUUCAGUGAUAUAGUAAAAAAAAAUUUUUUAACAAUUCAGUUUUUUUUUAUAUCAAACAUAAUGGUUGUUCUUCAAAAAAAAAAUUCAGUGAAGGUUGGCAAAGGGGCCGUGCUCAGCCGUACAGCACAACUUGAUGGAAAUAUUCUCACAAGAGCACUGGACGGCACUGACAUCCAUCUCCUGGAUGCAAUUCCGGAUCCUCGUGGUCAGCUGCUUGGUGUCCGUGGCCCGCCAAUUAUUCUUGUACCCCAGGGCACAGAGGGAGCCGGAAAAAAUCCUCGAUCGGACGGCACUGGGGCAAGUUGGUCGGGUAACGUUCAUUGGAUACGUACGGUAUUUGUUUUUCCUCGAGGUACGCCAAAAACUUCUUGGCGUAAUGGGAAGACGCCUUGUCCGGCCAGAAGACGUACUAUCCAUCAGAAUGAUGCUCCUCUAAGAACGGAACCAGAGUCUUCUCCAGGCAUUUCUUUUCGUACAACUUCUGAUUCACCCAGGGGGUGUGGACGCCUUGUCGCUGGUAUAGUACCGAUCAUUCCCAGGAAUGUCGGACUUUGACAGUGGAGAAUAACUCUCGUCGUCCAGCACGAAUGACGUCCUACGAUAAUUCUUCGUAAUCCAUCGACACUGAGAUUUCACGGUCGCUAUCUGCUCGUCCGUGUACUCUGGGGACCUAGUCUUCUUCCGACGGACGAUGCCCUCCUGCUUGAGGGUUCUGUGGAUUUAGGAAUGGGAGCAGCGAAAUUUUCGACCAGCGUCACGCAAACUCAUAUCUUCCUUGUUGUCGAACAGCAUUUUCAAAGAUUCCUUCUUCUUUUUCGUCAUGAAUUUCCUCGGACGGCCACUACCGGGAUGCCAGGAUCCGGUUAACAGUGUUCACCGGCGCAUUUACGCCCCUAAAGUAGUCUACUGUAAACCUUUUUCCUUUACUUUCACGCGUUUCAAAAAACCGUACAUCACGCUCGCGGAGUGCUUGUUGUUUUGACGCCAUCUUUGAUCGAACUGACAGCACCCAAGCGAGAAAAAAAACCAGCAACCCGUUUCUAGGAAGCCCAGACAGCAAUUCUCUUGGUGAGAGAAAAAAUACGCUCUGUACUUUUUUUUACAGAAAGGUAUUGAAAUCAUUCUCAUUUUUUAUUGAACACCUGUUAAUUGUGUCGUCUAUUGAAAAACAGCAAAAAUUUAAUUGCGCACCUAAUGCGAAAUAGUAUAAAGGGCGAACACGAAAUUAUUGCGACACAUUCAACAGGGCAUAACUUUUUUACCAUUGGGUAAAAACCUACCAAAUUUCGCUCACUUUAUCAUUGAUAUGUGUUGUCUACAUGCGAAGUCGUGUUUUUCGAUUCAACGAAAAUGGAGAUGAACCAACGCGGGUCGAGAGAACAAAUUCUUUCUAAACACCUGGAAUUUCCUGACCUGUCGCACCGGCAGUCUCCAGAGUGUUGAAGCGGUUCCAGGAGCGGUUGAUGUUGGACCACGGCAAAGGAGCUGGAAGAAAACCGGGACCGCAGAACAAAAAGACGGAGGGAAAGGUGAAGCGGAUGAUUAAAGCAAAUCCCAACGUCUCAAGCCGUGAUUUGGCUAAAAAGAUCGGCAUGUCGCAGAGCUACGUCCAGAAUGCAAAGAAGAGAGCUGGACUACAUACAUACAAGGUACAGAAAUUCCCAAACCGCGAUGAGCGGCAACAAUCGACGGCUAAAACUCGGGCACGGAAGCUCUACGAGAAGAUGCAGACAAAAUAUGGCUGCUGUGUGAUGGACGACGAAACGUAUAUAAAAACCGAUUUCAAGCAAAUUCCGGGGUUGGAGUUUUUCACCGGCAAGAGCAAGUUCGAUGUGGACGACAAAUUUAAGAAGAAGAAAAUGUCGAAGUUCGCCUCCAAAUAUCUACUCUUGCGGACUGAGGAGUGAGCCUUUCGUGACAAAGGGCACAGUAAAUGGCAAGAUCUACAAAUCUGAGUGCCUUGAGAAGCGCCUUUUGCCGUUCUUGCAGAAGCACGACGAAGCUCCGCUAUUUUGGCCAGAUUUGGCAACAUGCCACUAUUCUAAAAGUGUCUUGGAAUGGUAUGAGGCCAAUUCUGUCCAUUUUGUUCCAAAGGACAUGAACGCGCCAAACUGUCCGGAGCUGCGCCCGGUGGAGCAGUACUGGGCAAUAAUGAAGCGGGAACUUCGGAAGAGCAAGAAGACAGUCAAAGACGAGAAGGACAUGUUAAGAAAAUGGAAAAAAACGGAGAAACUGGUACCGGAUGACACUGUAAAGACUUUGAUGGAGGGCAUCAAGCGAAAAUGCGUUCAAUUUUACACUCAAGGCUCCAUCGAUUAACUUUUCUUUUGAUUUUUGAAGUUAAUAUAUGUAUAAAACUACCCUAAAAUUUUGGUUUGAUUCUAAACAUUAUAAGAAAAUUGGCAUGACAUUUUCGGUGUCGCAAUAAUUUCGUGUUCGCCCUUAUUUGGGAUCAAUCCCAUGAUCAUCCAUUUAAUUCUUCAUACCUGAUCUAUCUAUUCCAUUCCUGUUUACUCUGUCCAGCUUCUUCUUGAACACUCAAGAUUGCGUAUCCGUAACCUCAACACCACUCGUCAGAAGGAGAAUAGGAAUUCAAAGGGUAUACAAGGUAUCAUCGAUGUGAAACUACUUGAACUGGGCCUGAUAUAGCCAUAUUAUUUAAAACUCAAUUGAUUUCAAAAAAAUCAUGCCACAUCUGCUUCUAUCAUUGAAAUGGAUCAGCAGAGACCUAAUCAUCAGAUCAAAUUUGUAGUAUCAAACAAUUUGAGAUAGCUUUCCCGAUGACAUUCUUUACCCGUUUUCAGAAUUGAUCCAACCUUUCCCUCUCCGAGUCCCGGUCAAGCUGAAUUACUCGACAGUUUUUGAAGAAAAUAAAAACCUUUUGAAGUUUCCACUUCGAUACUGGGAGAAAGUUUCGUCGGCAGAAAGUUGAAUCUCGUUAAUUCUGUAACAGUCGUCAGUCAUCACUGAGCUCAAUUUGAGAAAUGUUCAAAAGGGGAACCGGAACUCUUUUUUGUGUGCAUAUCAUUUCACAUAAUGAAAGAAAAAUUCUUUCAAAGACGCACAUAGUUCUUGAUUCUUAUGCUUAUGUGAACAAACAGGGCUUGUCAUUUCCUAAAAUAAUGAAUGAAAAUAAUUGAUUCAUUUUAGUCCAAAAGGAUAAAGUGAUCUGAUCUUAUAUAUUUUUACAUAUCUAACUGAGCAACAGAUGCUAAACAGAGUGACGAUGGUGAUAAGCUGGAAAACAUGGCGUUCUGUUCUGAACAUUCUGUAAAUCGCUGCGACGUUAAGAUCAGUGAAUCUGGAGCAAUGUGUCACAUUCUCAACCACUGUGACUAAGAAUCGACCACCAGAACGUGACUAUAUUGAAAAGCUGUUUGGGUUGCUAACGGCAUGAAGGCUACGAGGCUUGUUUGUCGUACAAGAACACACAGAUUCUGCCUACAUGUCUAACAUAGUCAGUCAGGCCUUAGAGACCGCAACGCAACGCAACACAAAGGGAUGUAGUUGCAAGGGGAUACAUCUAUCUAUAUAUAUAUAUAUAUAUAAAUGGAGUGAUGUCUGUCUGUCUGUCUGAUUCUUAUAGACUCGGAAACUACUGAACCGAUCGACAUGAAAAUUGGUAUGUAGGGGUUUUUGGGGCCGGGGAAGGUUUUCGUGAUAUUUUGAGACCCCUCCCCCCUCUCUAAGGGGGGGCUGCCAUACAAAUGAAACACAAAUUUCUGCAUUACUCGGAAAUUAACCAAGCAAACGAAACCAAAGUUGGCAUGUGAAAGUUUUAGGGUGCAAUAAAUGUUUCUAUGAUGGUUAGAUAGUCCUUGCCCCACUCAAAGGGGGGGCUGCCAUACAAAUGAAACACAAAUUUCUGCAUUACUCGAGAAUUAAUCAAGCAAAUGAAACCAAAUUUGGCAUGUGGAGGUUUUAGGAUGCAAUAAAUGUUUCUAUGGUGUUAAGAUACUCCUUCCCCCUCUCUUAGAGGGGGCUGCCGUACAAAUGAAACACAAAUUUUUGCAUUACCCGAGAAUUAAUCAAGCAAAUUAAACCAAAUUAGGUAUAUGGAAACUUUAGGGUGCAAUGAAUAUUUCAAGUAGACCGAGAGCGGUUGAAGAUUUUGCAAAGAUAUGAAUUUCUUGUGUACCACAAUCAGUUUCUCGAACGAUUUAUCUGGAACUAGUCAAAGACAGACUAACCGCGCAUUCAUCACUGAAUUUUAAGGGGAAUCGUUUUCUCGGCUCCAUCUCCUCGACUUUGAGGAAAUAAUGAUUGGUAUAUCAUAGGCAAUCAAAUUUUUUUCUAGCCACGAUCUACAUCUGUUCGUCAUAUCAUUGUUCCAUCGGGGGAUAGAUGUGAAGUCAACUCUAUCUGAUAAUAGGAAUCAUACUUUGUGGUAUCUAAAAACUGCUAGUUUGCAUGACCAUCAUGCGAUGGUAUAAGACAUCAGACAUUUUGGAGAACAGUGAUAACAGUGGAGAUGCACUAAAAUAUAUUGGCAGUACAGAAGCAACCUAAUAGUGUUUAUUUCCCACAUGCCCAAUUUUCAUCAAUAAAUAUACAAUCCUUAAAUUUUUCUUAAUGCUUCAUCAAACACAGUACAACAGAAAAUUCCCACAAACCUUAGAAAGUUAAUUCAACUCCUGUCCGUCCGUCUGAACAAUCUGUGAACCAUCACAAACCCCCCUUGGGCCAUCACUUGACCGAAAUUGACGAACAAAAGAGCAGCGUUACGAAAUUACCACUUUUUUUCUGUGCCAAUUCGGAGAGGACCGACAUCGACGCCGUUUUCGCCAUCGCCCGUUCGCUGGCAGCAAUUUGCAAAAGAUGAAGUAAAUUAAACCAGUCAUCUCCCCUUUUUUUAACCGGAUGUGAUUACGCGAUAAGAAUGAAACCAAAUUGCCACCAUCGACGAAACGUCACGAAGUCAAGCGAUAGAGAAGAGGGUAAUUUAGUGGCCGAGCUGCGUGAAAAUUCGGCAGAAGGACGCAGUUAAUUUUUGCUUUAUUCGAGUCGAUUCGUUUGCGUUAAAUUAACACGAUUGUGGAAGGUUUCUGCAAAAUCCCACUGCCCACCCGAGAGAGAAAAAGAAAACCAAACCAAAAAGGACAUGCCUGUUGUAAAUAAAUCUUUAGAAGAACAAUCCUGUAAAUAGACAGAUGAAAUCACAAACAAAAAAAACAAUUGGAUGAGUAUUUGUUAUAAACUUGUUAUUCAAACUGAACUGUAAUCUUGCAAGCGUAUAUAUAUUAGCUCAAAAACUAGAAGAAACUGUAAUCAAGGAAUUGUAUGGAACAAACAACCAAUGGGAGCAAAUGCUGGGUAUCACUUAAAAUUACCGUACCAAAAAAAUUAUCACAGCGAGUGAACUGAGAGUAGAAAAAACAACGUUUCUAGAAUAAGAUCCCAUCAAGGUUAAACAAAUUAAAGCUCUCACCUGUAAAUAGCGCAAAAAAAACAAAUCAUACGCAAACGAAGCGAGUUAAACCCAGCAUUGUGCGAAAAAAAAGAAAAUAGAUUGAAUUUGCGUUGAAGAAGGGAACGUCAAAUGUAAAUUUCUCCUUGCCGCGAAAUAGCUGAUCACGAGUGCAGGGACAGAUAGAGAGAACCAUUUUUUUGUUUUUUCAAGGGUGAUUUGUUUGAUUAUUCCAGUAGAUGGUGAGAACGAGAGAGGGAGUGGAAAACUCAAAUAUGUACACUUCCACUUAGGUUUGCACUCCGAAAGGCGAGCCGAGUGGGUGUUAAAAAAUCGCGAAGCGAUGAAAAAUUGAAGUGAAUUGAAUUUUAUCGAAACAAAACGCGUAAGUACACGACGCCUAUAUAUAUAAAUAUAUGAAUGAGGAAAUAAAAAUGGGAAUCCAUACCAAACUGACAUAAAUUCACUAUAAGCGAACCCCAGUAGGAAAUUUUUAUAACAUGGGCCAUAAAAAAACGAUGAGUGGUCCACAUGUGAGUUAGGAGCAGAGAGACUCUGAUAGAGGCUGUAAGUCAGUCAGUAAGGCACACACAAACACAGUCCCCGAAGGCAUGAGGUUCGAAACAAACUGUAAUGGCUCUAAAUUUUGGUCAUAAAAAUCCAUAUGGUGGAAUAAAU
This is a messenger RNA of Toxorhynchites rutilus septentrionalis, 17207 nucleotides long. Its product is annotated as neuroligin-1-like. Bases 2731 to 6078 code for a protein of 1115 amino acids. Lineage: Eukaryota; Metazoa; Arthropoda; Insecta; Diptera; Culicidae. The transcript is spliced from 18 exons. Gene Ontology annotation, molecular function: neurexin family protein binding; signaling receptor activity. The record is from RefSeq and is a predicted model, not a curated record. Gene Ontology annotation, cellular component: postsynaptic membrane; cell surface; synapse. Gene Ontology annotation, biological process: chemical synaptic transmission; presynaptic membrane assembly; postsynaptic membrane assembly.